Solea senegalensis (Senegalese sole) is the source of this 1567-nucleotide messenger RNA. It is a transcript of the gene leo1, whose product is annotated as LEO1 homolog, Paf1/RNA polymerase II complex component. Gene Ontology annotation, cellular component: Cdc73/Paf1 complex; nucleus. The transcript has 10 exons. Gene Ontology annotation, molecular function: RNA polymerase II C-terminal domain phosphoserine binding. Bases 41 to 1543 code for a protein of 500 amino acids. Gene Ontology annotation, biological process: positive regulation of transcription elongation by RNA polymerase II; transcription elongation by RNA polymerase II. The record is from RefSeq and is a predicted model, not a curated record. NCBI's taxonomy places the organism in Eukaryota, Metazoa, Chordata, Actinopteri, Pleuronectiformes, Soleidae.
UUGUUUCCGGUCGGUCACGUUGUGCUGUUGCUGCUCAGAAAUGGCGGAUAUGGAUGAAUUGUUCGGCAGUGACGGAGACAGCGACAAUGAGCAGCGAGAGUCUGGCUCCGGGUCUGGUUCUGACUCAGAGCAGGAGCGGCAUCAGUCUGCCAGCAAUGCCUCGGGCAGUGGCAGUGACAGCGAGCGUGGACGAGGAGAUGAUGAUGAUGACGACGAAGAGGAAGGCCAGGAGGCAGGAAAAUCUAGCAUGAAUAAGGAACUUUUUGGAGAUGACAGUGAGGAUGAACAGCAUAGUCAGCACAGUCAGCAUAGUCGGCACAGUCAGCACAGUCAACGCAGUCAACACAGCGCCAGUGACAACCUGUCAGAGCGCUCAGGGAAUCAAUCGGAUGCCAGCAUCCAGUCAGACCAGGGGGACAACGAUCACUCAGACGCAGAGCAGCACAGCGGCUCGGAGCGUGGCCACCGAGAUGAUGAUGAAGAUGACGAGGACAGGGGCCACCGCUCAGAUGGAGGAAGCCCAGCUGAAGGAAGCCCAGCUGAAGGAAGCCCGGCUGGAGGAAGCCCAGCUGAAGGGAGCCUGGCUGGAGGAAGCCCAGCUGGCAGUGGUAUGUCUGGAGCAGGUAGCCCUCGCUCUGAGAGGGGCAGCGUGCGUUCAGACCGAAGUGUCCACAGUGGUCCUGGGACUCCACAGUCGGGACCGCCUACUCCUCACAGUGAUGGAGAAGCUUCAGGCAGGGAGAACCAGUCAGAUGACGAGAAGUGGGAAGGAGGUGCCAAAAGUGACCAGUCAGAGGAUGAAGAUGAGAAACGUCAUUACUCCGAUGAAGAAAGAGAGAACUCUGACGAUGAGGGGCCGAGGAACAGGAAGUCAGAGUCUCCAAAGGGCAGUGAUAGUGAAGAUGAGUUCAUCAGACAGAAAACAAAACCUAAAGCCACCUCUGAUUCUGAUUCAGACAGUGAUGUUGGCACAAAGAAAGUAAAGAAAACUGCAGCAGACGACCUGUUUGGAGAAGCUGAUGACAUCUCAUCAGAUAGCGAUGCAGAGAAGCCUCUGACUCCGGGACAGCCCCUGGACACUGAGGAUGGCAUGGAGGGAGAGCAGGCAGAAGAGGAGCCUGCACCUGAAACACGUAUCGAAGUAGAAAUCCCAAAAGUCAGCACAGACCUGGGAUCUGACCUUUAUUUUGUCAAGCUGCCCAACUUCCUGUCUGUGGAGCCCAGACCCUUUGAUCCUCAGUACUAUGAGGAUGAAUUUGAGGAUGAAGAAAUGCUGGAUGAAGAGGGACGGACCAGGCUCAAACUGAAGGUGGAGAAUACUAUUCGUUGGAGGGUCAAGAAAGACGAGGAGGGAAUUGAAACACGAGAGAGCAACGCUCGCAUUGUUAAAUGGUCUGACGGCAGCAUGUCCCUCCACCUGGGGAAUGAAGUUUUUGAUGUUUACAAAGCUCCUCUCCAGGGAGACCACAACCACCUGUUCAUCCGACAGGGCACUGGACUGCAGGGACAGGCUGUGUUCAAAACCAAGUUGACCUUCAGGUAAUGGAGUCACAUGUCAUUGUUGUGU